CUCGCUACCGAGAAAGUCCUGGGAGAGGCGAGAGCCAGGAGUGAGAAUUCAGCGGCCGCGGAGAGAGGACAGGUCAGAUCCAUGAACUCCAAGCCACGCUGCCGUUUUCGCCCCUUCUAACCGUUAGGUGCUCUGAGGGCCAUGGCUGAGGUGCACGUGAUCGGGCAGAUCUUGGGGGCCACUGGUUUCUCGGAAAGUAGCCUCUUCUGCAAGUGGGGCAUCCACACAGGGGCGGCAUGGAAGCUCCUGUCCGGCGUGCGGGAAGGCCAAACACAGGUGGACACCCCCCAGGUAGGGGACAUGGCCUACUGGUCCCACCCCAUCGACCUGCACUUCGCCACCAAAGGCCUCCAAGGCUGGCCCCGGCUCCAUCUCCAGGUGUGGUCCCAGGACAGCUUCGGCCGCUGCCAGCUUGCAGGCUAUGGCUUUUGCCAUGUGCCCAGCAGUCCCGGCACCCAUCAGCUGGACUGCCCCACAUGGCGGCCGCUGGGCAGCUGGCGGGAGCAGCUGGCGCGGGCCUUUGUGGGUGGCGGGCCUCAGCUGCUCCACGGGGACGCCAUCUACAGUGGGGCCGACCGCUAUCGUCUGCACACAGCCGCCGGCGGCACCGUGCACCUGGAGCUGGGCCUGCUGCUGCGCCACUUCGACCGCUAUGGCGUUGAAUGUUGAGGGACCCUGCCUCCAACGGGGCCAGCCCCCAUCCACACCCCCGGACACCCAGUGAGGGGCAGGAUGGCACAGUGGUCAGAAGAAUGGGCUCUAGAGACUGUCAGACCUGACCCCAGCCAAGGCAUGGUGCAGCUUCUGUCCUGGCUACCACCUCAGCCCAGUGACCUGCCCCUCUCGGGUCCAGUUUCCCCAUCUGUAAAAUGGGGGCAGUAAGCAUGUGGGCUCACAGCGGGUGGGGUGAGAAGGGCUGCUUCGCACAUGGAAGUGUUCAAUAAAGGAGAGCAGUUCCCACAGGUGUGGGUGCCUUCCA
Molecule: messenger RNA, 979 nt
Organism: Equus caballus (horse)
Lineage: Eukaryota; Metazoa; Chordata; Mammalia; Perissodactyla; Equidae
Gene: B9D2
Product: B9 domain containing 2
Biological process (GO): cilium assembly
Cellular component (GO): MKS complex
Source: RefSeq, a predicted model, not a curated record